AUGCAAAUGCCUUCUGCUGUAUAUACAUCGCCUUCAUAUCCACUUAAGAAAUUUGAAGUUGACCCUAAUGAUCCACAUUAUCAAACUACCAAUGGUAGAACUACAGGACCUAGUGAUUAUGUUUUAAACGCAGGGCAAGUUGAUAGAGACAAACCUUCAGGUCCAAAAAUGGACCCAGUAAACCCUGAUAUUCCAACUUAUUUAAGUCAGUUGAGGAUGCAGUUAACAGGAUUACAAGAUGAUAUUAACGAAUUUUUAACUAAACAGAUGGAAAUAGCUAAGAAUAAAAGAGUCAAAGUUGAAUCUGACGAAAAGGAAAAAAGCAGUCAAAAGAAAAAUAAUAAUAAUGGUACAAAUAAAGAAGAGGAUGACGAUAUUUAUUGA
Messenger RNA from Arxiozyma heterogenica, 384 nucleotides. RefSeq names its product chromatin DNA-binding EKC/KEOPS complex subunit GON7 (gene GON7). The record is from RefSeq and is a predicted model, not a curated record. The transcript has a single exon. NCBI's taxonomy places the organism in Eukaryota, Fungi, Ascomycota, Saccharomycetes, Saccharomycetales, Saccharomycetaceae. The coding region runs from base 1 to 384 and encodes 127 amino acids.